This is a messenger RNA of Pungitius pungitius (ninespine stickleback), 4891 nucleotides long. RefSeq names its product ATPase Na+/K+ transporting subunit alpha 3b (gene atp1a3b). Gene Ontology annotation, molecular function: P-type sodium:potassium-exchanging transporter activity; ATP binding; ATP hydrolysis activity. The transcript is spliced from 23 exons. Bases 323 to 3391 code for a protein of 1022 amino acids. Gene Ontology annotation, cellular component: plasma membrane. The record is from RefSeq and is a predicted model, not a curated record. Gene Ontology annotation, biological process: proton transmembrane transport; potassium ion import across plasma membrane; intracellular potassium ion homeostasis. Lineage: Eukaryota; Metazoa; Chordata; Actinopteri; Perciformes; Gasterosteidae.
GCUUCUUCCACUGGCGGAGUGGUGCAGCUAGAGGAGUACUGCGGCAACCCGCGGAAGGAGAUCAAGUCGUGAAAAAUUAGCAGUGCUGCUCCGUCGUUUCGCGGGUCUUUCUCCGCAAGUAUCCGAGAGCAAAGGAAGGAGGCGCAUCCCCGCGUGAUGCUCCGCUCGAGACCGCAGCAUUUCAUUUGAAAGACGUCUCACUGGGGGGGGAAAAGAUUGAAGCCUAAACCGGAAGGCAAGGCAUUUUGAUAUAAUUCAACGCGAGGGGCUGACACCUCUCAAGCUGUGCAUCACCUGAGAGGAGAAGAGUGACUGCGCCAACAUGGGGUAUGGCCGUUCAGACAGUUACCGCGUUGCCACCACACAGGACAAAGAUAACCGCUCCCCCAAGAAGAAGAAGGGGGCUAAGGACAUGGAUGACCUGAAGAAAGAAGUGCCCAUUACGGAACAUAAGAUGUCCAUAGAAGAAGUAUGCAGGAAAUACCAGACGGACAUUGUUCAGGGCUUGACCAAUGCCAAGGCAGCCGAGUAUCUGAUCAGAGAUGGUCCCAAUGCUCUCACCCCUCCUCCCACGACCCCGGAGUGGGUCAAGUUCUGUCGCCAGCUGUUUGGUGGAUUCUCUGUCCUGCUGUGGACCGGCGCCAUCCUCUGCUUCCUGGCGUACGCCAUCCAGGCAGCCACUGAGGACGAUCCUGCAGGAGACAAUUUGUACUUAGGUAUUGUGCUCACAGCUGUCGUGGUCAUCACUGGAUGCUUCUCAUACUUUCAAGAAGCCAAGAGCUCCAAAAUCAUGGAGUCCUUCAAAAACAUGGUGCCUCAGCAAGCGUUGGUGAUCCGUGAGGGUGAAAAGGUGCAGAUCAAUGCUGAAGAAGUGGUGGGUGGAGAUCUGGUUGAAGUGAAGGGAGGAGACAGGAUCCCUGCUGAUAUCAGGGUGGUUUCCGCUCAUGGCUGCAAGGUCGAUAACUCCUCCCUCACAGGCGAGUCCGAACCUCAGAGCAGGUCACCGGACUGUACCCAUGACAACCCCUUAGAAACCAGAAAUGUUGCUUUCUUCUCCACCAACUGUGUGGAAGGCACAGCACGCGGCAUUGUCAUCUGCACCGGAGACAACACAGUGAUGGGUCGCAUCGCUACUCUGACAUCUGGCCUGGAGACCGGCAAAACCCCCAUCGCAAAGGAGAUCGAGCACUUCAUCCACAUCAUCACAGGUGUGGCCGUCUUUCUGGGACUCACCUUUUUCAUCCUGGCCAUCGUCCUGGGUUACUCCUGGCUGGAGGCCGUUAUCUUCCUCAUCGGCAUCAUUGUGGCUAACGUGCCUGAAGGGCUGCUGGCCACAGUCACUGUGUGUCUGACCCUGACUGCCAAACGUAUGGCUAAGAAGAACUGCCUGGUGAAGAACCUGGAAGCUGUAGAAACCCUAGGCUCCACCUCCACCAUCUGCUCUGACAAAACAGGCACCUUGACCCAGAACAGGAUGACUGUGGCGCACAUGUGGUUUGACAACCAGAUCCAUGAGGCCGACACCACUGAGGACCAGUCUGGUGCCUCUUUUGACAAGAGCUCAGUAACGUGGAUUAGCCUGGCCCGCGUCGCUGCCCUGUGCAACCGCGCUCAGUUUAAAGCGGGACAAGACCAGCUUCCCAUCUUGAAGCGGGACGUGGCCGGCGAUGCCUCCGAGUCAGCCCUGCUGAAGUGUAUCGAGCUGUCCUGUGGCUCAGUCAGGGCAAUGAGGGAUAGGAACAAGAAGGUUGCUGAGAUCCCCUUCAACUCCACCAACAAAUACCAGCUCUCAGUGCACGAGACGGAGGAUCUCAAUGACAACCGCUACCUGCUAGUGAUGAAGGGAGCCCCUGAGAGGGUCCUGGAAUGUUGCUCCACCAUCCUGGUGCAGGGGAAGGAGCAACCUCUGGAUGAGGAAUUAAAGGAAGCUUUCCAGAAUGCAUACAUGGAGCUGGGAGGUCUAGGAGAGAGAGUGCUGGGUUUCUGCCACGUGUUGCUGCCCGAAGACCAAUACCCCAAGGGCUUUGCCUUUGACACGGAUGAUGUCAACUUCCAGACAAAAGACCUUUGCUUUGUUGGCCUCAUGUCCAUGAUCGACCCUCCCCGUGCUGCCGUGCCUGAUGCUGUUGGCAAAUGUCGAUCUGCUGGAAUCAAGGUCAUUAUGGUCACUGGAGAUCACCCAAUCACAGCCAAGGCCAUUGCCAAGGGAGUGGGCAUUAUCUCAGAGGGCAACGAGACAGUGGAGGACAUUGCAGCCCGUCUCAAUAUACCUGUCAGCCAGGUCAACCCCAGGGAUGCAAAGGCCUGCGUGUGCCACGGUACAGAUCUAAAGGAUCUGUCUCAGGAUCAGAUGGACGACAUCCUGAAGAAUCACACAGAGAUUGUGUUUGCUAGGACCUCCCCACAGCAGAAGCUCAUCAUCGUAGAAGGCUGCCAGAGACUGGGUGCCAUUGUGGCUGUGACAGGCGAUGGUGUGAAUGACUCACCUGCUCUGAAAAAGGCCGACAUCGGUGUUGCCAUGGGAAUCUCUGGCUCCGAUGUGUCCAAACAGGCCGCAGACAUGAUCUUGUUGGAUGACAACUUUGCCUCUAUUGUCACAGGGGUUGAAGAAGGCCGUUUGAUCUUUGAUAACCUCAAGAAGUCCAUUGCCUACACCUUGACCAGCAACAUCCCAGAGAUCACCCCCUUCCUGCUGUUCAUCAUGCUCAACAUCCCCCUGCCACUGGGAACCAUCACCAUCCUCUGCAUUGACCUGGGAACUGACAUGGUGCCAGCCAUCUCACUGGCUUAUGAAGCCGCUGAGAGUGACAUCAUGAAGCGUCAGCCCAGGAACCCAUUCAGGGACAAGCUGGUGAACGAGAGGCUUAUCAGCAUUGCCUACGGACAAAUUGGUAUGAUCCAGGCUCUGGGAGGCUUCUUCGCCUACUUUGUCAUCUUGGCUGAAAAUGGUUUCCUGCCAACUACACUACUAGGCAUCAGGCUCAACUGGGACGACCGCAGUUGUAACGACUUGGAAGACACCUACGGGCAGCAAUGGACAUAUGAGCAGAGGAAGAUCGUGGAGUUCACAUGCCACACAGCCUUCUUUGUCAGCAUUGUAGUCGUGCAGUGGGCUGACGUCAUCAUCUGCAAGACCAGGCGUAAUUCUGUGUUCCAGCAGGGCAUGAGGAACAAGAUCUUGAUCUUCGGCCUGUUUGAAGAGACCGCUCUGGCUGCCUUCCUGUCCUACUGCCCAGGCAUGGAUGUGGCACUCAGGAUGUAUCCACUAAAGCCUAGCUGGUGGUUUUGUGCGUUCCCCUAUAGUUUUCUUAUCUUUGUCUAUGAUGAGGUGCGAAAACUUCUCAUUCGUCGGAACCCUGGAGGUUGGGUGGAAAGAGAGACAUACUAUUGAUCAAUGGAGCAUCUUUGCUCAAGCCCCCCCCCACAUGUUCCAAUUAUUUCUCCCCCCUGUCACUCCAACCCUGGCAAGACACCCCUUCAGAUGCCCCGCCCCGUUAAAGAUACAAAACGCUUUAAAGCAAUUUUCAUCACAACUGCCCCAAAGAUUAAAAACAGCAAAAGCACCUUUACAACUUUCUACAUUGACCCGCCCCCCUUUCUCCCCCAUCUCCUAUGAUACUCUUUGCAUGUGUUCUCUCACUGCUGUGUACAUAAACCAAUAUAUCUACCAAACGGCAGCUGCAUAUUGUGUAUGUAGAUUUGAAUGAGCUAAGGAUACAAAGGGAGUGUCCAUGCUCUGCAAAAAAAAGGGCCAUCCAGCUCCUUCUCCUCCCUGUUGUCCCCCUGCUCUCGCCCCCCCGUCUGUCUCUAUGCCUCCGUUCCCCUCCCUCUUUUCCCUCCUCGCCAACCCUUUGCUUGUCCUCCAAUCACACAAAGAUGUAAAGAUCACACAGUGAGAUACCACCGCCGACACCACUUUGACUGCCACAUCUCGCCUCCGUCUCCUGUCUGCGGAGGAGCAGCGGAGUGGUCAUCUCCCCGUAGAUCUCGCUACGCCCAUCUUCCUUCUAUUCCGUUGUCAACGGCCACAGUGUUGUUGUGUUUUUUUUAAUAUGUGGGGUACGGGGGGUUUCAAUGAUUUUACUUGUCUUUUUUAUUUCCAAGACGGGAGGGGGGGUACGUGAGAGCUGCUUUUCCUCAUUUAGGCCUAACAAAGCACACCCCAUGGCGUCUUGUCCCCACCCUCUCUCCCCCUCUGUCUCUCACACCCCUCCCCUCCCCUCCCCUGCCCUCCCUCCCGCCCCGUUUGUCUCUGUUUGUGUGCACUGUGUGAACCAUUGUCCUUGUUAAUAACUAUUACAGUACACCCCCUCUCCCCCCAAGUUGGUGAAUACAACUCAAUCUUUCUGUGUGCUCUAGGAAAUCUAUAUAAUUCUAUACUGAAUUUAAAUGAAACAAUAAAAAACAUGUUGGAAAAACAGCUCAAGAGAGAAAUUCAUGGAGAACAACAUCAACGAUAUUGCAAAAUAAGAAAAGGCAAGAUAUAUCUCUCUGUUUUUGUUGUUUGUUUUCAGUUGUUUUUGCUGGUUUUUCUGGAGGCUAUUCUAAAACUGUAACAGCAGAGCAGGGGUUUAAAGUUGUGUUUUUACCAAAAGACACAAGACAUCAAUCAAUGCUUUCAGGUUACCGCCACUGCAGGUGUGAUGUGGGUGGCAGUGAUAAGACCAUGCGCCUGCGGUCCAUUACCAGAUCGUCUCUGGCCCGGAUCUGUGUGCAUGUAUGUGUUGGAGACCAGUGAAGGGCCAGCGAUCUCAGGCUGGAUCUAUCUCAGAUGGCAGCAAGUUGAAAGUCAAGAAAAAAAAAGAAGAAAAAAAACACAACUAGUAGAACAUGUGUGUCAAAACAACAAAACCAACACCAAUAAAACAUCUAGAACAUUUAAUACAACCUA